This is a messenger RNA of Penicillium cosmopolitanum, 192 nucleotides long. RefSeq lists its product as uncharacterized. NCBI's taxonomy places the organism in Eukaryota, Fungi, Ascomycota, Eurotiomycetes, Eurotiales, Aspergillaceae. The record is from RefSeq and is a predicted model, not a curated record. The transcript has a single exon. Bases 1 to 192 code for a protein of 63 amino acids.
AUGUUCCUGAGAAUGAAAAGGAAAUACUUCUUCGGGCUGCGCCAAUCUAAGAAUGGCGCCCCGGCCUUGACAAAAGACAAUCCUAUCUUGGAUGGCUGCCAGCACUAUGACAAGCGAAAGGCUCCGAAGGACAAAUAUAGCCAAGGCUUUCUUACCGAUUCUGAGUACAACGAGAACGAUGGAACGUCUUAA